Molecule: messenger RNA, 3335 nt
Organism: Prunus dulcis (almond)
Lineage: Eukaryota; Viridiplantae; Streptophyta; Magnoliopsida; Rosales; Rosaceae
Product: ubiquitin carboxyl-terminal hydrolase 2
Exons: 3
Coding region: 261-3227 (988 amino acids)
Biological process (GO): protein deubiquitination
Cellular component (GO): nucleus; cytosol
Molecular function (GO): cysteine-type deubiquitinase activity; zinc ion binding; cysteine-type endopeptidase activity
Source: RefSeq, a predicted model, not a curated record
AAAAAAAAAAAAAAACUCACUGUUACUCUCUCGUCUCUGUGUCCCUCUCCUUCAUUGUGAGAGAGUGGCUACUAAGCAAAGGAUUAGGAGUGCGCCAGCCGAAGCCCUUAAAUAUUAGCACGCCACUCUCGCUUUGUCUUUCCAUCCUUGAUAGAUCCUAAACUUCAAACAGCAAUCUCUCUUGUCAUCAUAUGCAAAGCUAACCCUGAAAAAGUUUCUCCUAGCAUUCCCGGUCAUCUUCUCCAGAUUUUGAGGAAUUGAUGGGGAAGAAAGUUAAGAAGAAGGCAAGGGCGGCUCCUCAAAAGGACAAGUGGAUUGCAGCUGAUUCCCCAAAGAAAGCUCCCCAACCAAGCAACCCAAGUGUUAAGAACGGUGAUGAUGCAGUUUCAGUUCCAAAAGAGAAAAAACCUUGUUCUCAUGUUGACAAAGGUGUAGAUUUGAAUAAAUUGUCUGCUAAAAUUGGGUCCUCAGAACUUGUUAGGUGCGAAGAUUGUAGGGAAGGGGUGCUUGAUAGGAGAGGGGGUAAAGGAAAGGGCAAACAUGGUAAGAAGAAAGGAAGUGCUUCAGUGGAUUCAAAAUCUGAGUCAAAAGCCAUUUGGGUUUGUUUGGAAUGUGGUCAUUAUUCUUGUGGAGGGGUUGGACUGCCUACAACCCCUCAAUGCCAUGCACUUCGGCAUGCGAGGCAAACUCGUCACCCGUUAGUGAUCCACUUCGAAAACCCUCAGCUGCGGUGGUGCUUUUCUUGUAGCAUGCUUAUUAAAAUUGAUAAGAUGGAAGAGAAUAGUGAACAAAAAGAUGUGUUUUCGGAUGUUGUGAAAUUAAUAAAGGGUCAUUCAUCGGAGGAGUCAUCUGUUAAUGUUGAGGAUGUGUGGUUUGGUAAUGGCAGUGUGACAAGUGACAUCAAAUCAGCUAACAAUAUAUCAAGUGAUUUGGAUGGGAGAGGUGGUUAUAUGGUGAGAGGGUUAGUUAAUCUUGGUAACACUUGCUUCUUUAAUUCUGUCUUACAGAAUAUUCUAGCUAUAGAUAGGCUGCGGGGUUACUUCUUAAAUGUUGAUGCAUUUUCUGGAGCUCUUACUAUUUCCUUGAAGAAACUCUUUACUGAAACAAAACCAGAGGCAGGAUUUAGGAACGUGAUAAACCCAAGAGCGUUUUUUGGGUGUGUCUGUUCCAAGGCUCCCCAGUUUAGGGGUUAUCAGCAGCAAGACAGUCAUGAAUUGCUUCGUUGCUUACUGGAUGGCUUGUGCACUGAGGAGUUGAGUAUGAGGAAACGUAUAAGUUCUUCCCGGGAAAAUGGGAAUUCGUCAAAUCCAGGUCCUACUUUUGUGGAUGCUGUAUUUGGGGGGCAAAUAUCAAGUACCGUUUCUUGCGUCGAAUGUGGCCACUCCUCUACUGUCUAUGAGUCAUUUUUAGAUCUGUCACUGCCAGUUCCAACCAGGAAAUGCCCACCUAAGACAGCUCAACCUACCUCUCGAGCAAAGAAGACAAAGUUGCCACCCAAGAGGAGUGGAAAGGUUCGGUCGAAAAUUAACAAGGACAAGAGUUUUGCACCAUCAUCAAGUGUUGCAACCCCAUCAACCAGCAGCGAGGUUUCUAGCCAGCCACAGUCCGGUUCAACUGACCCAAAUGUGGUUGAACAAUGGGGUUUAGUUAUGAAGAAUCUCUCUGCUGUCCAAGAAUCUGAAAAUGAACAAGUCUUUGAGGAUGCAGCAGAGCAAACAUCAACUUUGUUGAAUGAUUGUACAUGGUUGGAUUAUCUUGAUAUGGGAAAUAUGUCAGAUGACAAUGAUUUCGUUUCACAAAACAAUGAUGCUUCAACUGUUCAAGAUUCUGAAAACAAGAAUGCACUUAAUGAUAUCUUGCUACCGCCUGACUCUGAAUCUGGUAAUCAGGUUUCUACGCUUAAUGGGGAACCAAAUGUAAAACCUGACUUUUCUUCAGUGAAUCCUUGGGAGGAAGAGCUCCCAUUACAGGUUCAGGGUUCUGAAGUUUUGUUGCUUCCAUAUAAAGAAGAGUGUUCUGUCACUGAGGAAAUCAUAGGAAGAGAAGAUGAGGCCUCUUCAUCGGUUGUUGGUGGUGGACAAGAUGAAUUUGAUGGUUUUGGGGACUUAUUCAAUGAGCCGGAGGUUGCUGCAGGGCCCACUGCAAGGCCCUCUGUUGGUGAGGGAGGAACAGAAACUGGUUUCGUAGCUAGCGAAUCUGAUCCAGAUGAAGUUGAUGAUAGUGAUUCUCCAGUGUCUGUUGAGAGUUGUUUGGCUCAUUUCAUAAAGCCUGAACUUCUUGCCAAUGACAAUGCUUGGCAUUGUGAGAACUGUUCCAGAACUCUUCAACGCCAAAGGUUGGAAGUAAAGAAGCAGGUAAAAUCUUCAGCUCAAAUUUUGAUAAAUGGAUGUGAGACUAGAGCGGAAAGUGAUUCACUGAGUUUAAAUAUGGGCCUGUGCCCUGCUGAUAUCAGAAAUCUUAGUAAUGGGAAUUUGAAUAGCAGUACUGGUUGUAACCAUUUUGGUGAAGACUUGCAUGAUGGGAAAAUAAAUUGCUCAUCAAUUGAGAAUGGUCGAUCAGAUAAGCUGAAUGCUGCUGUUCGUCAACAACAAGAAGGAAACAACGAGAUGAAAGAUGCACUUCCAGUGCAAUCAAAUACUUCAGAUUGCAAUAACACUUACAGUCGAGAAAGUUACAUUGAUCAAGCAAUUGAGUCUUGUGCUGACGAGCCUAGAACUGCAGGAUGUACCUCUGACAAUGUUCCACAGACUUAUUCUGGGAUAUUGGAUGGUAAACAUGAAUCAGAAGAAAGUGAAGACGAGGAAAUAAAUUCCAAAUGUGUGAAGGUGAAGAGGGAUGCGACUAAAAGGGUCCUCAUUAACAGGACCCCACCUAUUUUGACUAUUCAUCUCAAGCGGUUCAGCCAAGAUGCUCGUGGCCGCUUAAGUAAAUUGAACGGCCAUGUCAGUUUCAGAGAAAAAAUUGAUCUUAGACCAUAUAUGGAUUCCAGGUCCACAGAUGGAGAGAAGUAUGAAUACCGCCUAAUUGGGGUUGUGGAGCAUUCUGGGACGAUGAGAGGGGGCCACUAUGUUGCAUAUGUGAGAGGGGGUGAAAGGAGCAGAGGAAAAGCUGAGAAAGAAAAUAAUGGUCAUGUGUGGUAUUAUGCUAGUGAUGCACAUGUGCGUCAAGUUUCCCUAGAUGAGGUUCUUCACUGUGAGGCAUAUAUCUUAUUCUAUGAAAAAAGUUGAGGUUGUUCUACCUUCAACUUGAUGUCUUUAAAGUUUGAGUUCAGGGCCUUCAGACUAGCUGAGCUUCCCCAAUGUGAGAGAGAGAGAGAGAGAGAGAGAGAGAGAGAG